AUGGCGGACGUUUCGUCUGCGUCACCACCGCUAUCGACCGCGUUGGCCGGAUCCCAAACUUCAACCACCGCCACUACCACCAGUGCUGUGACCAGCGUUACCGUUAGUCCCGACGCCGACGUCGCAGGGUCGUCUGCUAGUUGCAACGGCGAUGCUGCGUCGCAGCCGCCCAGCGUCGCACGGGAAGGCGUCGCAUCUGCGAAGGGUUCCUGCGACGACGGCGAGUCGGCACCUGCACCGUCGGAUCUAGUAGACGGCACCCCUGCACACGCGCCGGCCGGCGCGCACGGGGGAGCGGAGGGGCAUGCACAACGGGGGCAGGCGGAAACGGAAGGAAGCGGGGGCAAAGGAGCGGUAAGCGCAGUCGCUGUGGCGAGCGCAGAAACGUCUGAUAAUACAUCGGCGGAUGGCGGAACAGAAACAGUGCCGGCGGCGGUGGCGGUAAAGGGGACUGCGGAGGGCGUAGCGGCGGGAGGGGGGGUGAGAGAAGGUGGGGGAAUGGAGGAAAGAGAGGAUAAAACAGAGCAGGAGCAGGAGCAGGAGCAGGAGGUGAAGGAUGAGGAUGAUGAGGAGGAGGAGGCAAAGGAGGAGCAGAAGGAGGAGGAUGUAGUGGCGAAAUUCAGUUCCGCUGCUGCGUUCGUAGAGGCGGGGUUGCAGGACGCUGCGGACGACUCGUGCAGCAUAUGCCUUGACGACUUCACGUCCGACGAACCGUCCACCCCGACAACGUGCAACCACCACUACCACCUGCAGUGCAUCCUCGAAUGGGCACAGCGCAGCAAGGACUGUCCCAUGUGUUGGCGCACUCUAGUGCUCAAGGACCCUGACAGUCAGGAGCUGCUAGAAGCGUGUGCAGCAGAGAGAGCGAUGAGAGCACAGCAGGCAGCAGCGGCGGCGGCAGCGUCGUCGCGCAUGCACAUGGGCAGGGCUGCUCUCGAGGAGUUUGCAGCGCUGCAGCAACGGCUGGCAGAGCUCUCAGAGGAUUCAGAGCUGGAGAGGCGAAUCCUACAGCACCUGGCGGCCGCAGCAGCAGCAGCGGGGUUCUCCUCUCGAUCCGCGCACCAGUACCUGCACCAGCACAACCACCGCCACCACCACGGGUCAGAGCGCCAGCAGCAGCAGCGCCUGCGCCAGCACCUCCGCCAGCAGCAGCAGCUGCAGCAGCAAGGGGAGGACGAGGAGGCUGGAGGCAGCCCUGGCGAAAUGGCUCUUCGCCCAACCAGGUCGGCUGGCUCGGGCGACCGGAUUAGGUUCGGCGGCAGCAGCGGCGGUGCUGGUGGGAUUUAUUUUGGGGAGAGCCGGCAGGAGGAGGGCGGAGGUAGCCUGACACCUCCGAACGCGUUUCUGUCGGCUUUUACACGCUCGUCCAAUGCGCUUUCUCUUCAGGACAUGGAUGGUAGAGCAGCGGAUCAGGGUGCAGGAGACAGGGGGGAACGAGGCGGAGGGGGAGGAGGAGGAGUGGUGGUGACUGGGUUCGGUAGGGGAGGGCCUGGAGCAGUGGGAGGUGUCAAUUCCUCUACCACUUCCUCCUCCUCCUCAAAUCGCUUCUCUGCCACGCUCUCCUCUGCUCUCCCUCGCUCGCAAUCCGCCCAUCCAGGCACUGCCCCCCGCACGGUCUCCCCUCCCAGCCUCGCCGCAAGCCUAGCGCGCAGAGCAGCGGGGCAGGGGUCUGGGAGAGAAGGCAGAGAGGGCAGAGAGGGCGGAGGGCAGAGUGCGAGGGAGGGCUCGGGAUGGCCGUCGUCCUUCUCCCUCUCGGGACAGGGCGCAGGGGCUGGCGGGGGGGGCAGUGCACGGGGAGGCGGGGGAGGGGGAGGGGGACGGGACGGUGGUUUUUCGUCUGGGGGGUCGUCGGCGGCGGCAGCAGCGUCGUCCUCUUCAGGGUCGGGGUCGUUCCUGUCGGGCCCUGCUUCCAGUGCCAUGUCCGCUUUCGCUAGCCUUGCGGCGGCGCUAGGCGGUGGUGGUGGGGGAGGAGGGGGAGGAGGUGGAGGGGGAGGAGGGGGCGGUGGAGGGGAUGGGUCUAGUGGUGGGGGAGGGGGAGGGGGAGGGGGAGGUGGUGGUGUGGGUUCAUGGUUCUUUGGCUCGUUUUCUCAGUUGGGGAAUCGGUCGCAAGGGGGAGGAGGGGGAGGGGGAGGAGGGAGUGGGGGAGGUGGGUUUGGAGGAGGAGGGACAGGCGGAUUCGGAGGUGGCCGAUCAACGAGUCAAGGCACGAGCACUCAAGGCACAUCCCGUUCAACCCACUCGCCUCCAUAUACCUCCUCUCAACGGUCCAGCCGACCUUCUCCCCGCACACUGGCCAGCACGCCCUCGUCCCCACCACCACCCCAGUCCAUGACCAUGUCAGAACCCGACUCGCCCUCUUGCCUGCCCUCCGCUGCUGCUGCUACAGCAACCUCUCCUGCUCCUCCUACUCCUGCAGCUGCCACCGCCUCCGUCAACUCCCCUGCCAGUCCUCCUCCUUUUCUCACCUCCCAGCAUGUAACUUCGCCGCCAACUCGGCCCGGUGCCUCCUCCCCCUCUUCUGCUACUCCUCCCGGUCGAAAUGGCUCUGCUUCCCCACAGGGCUCUUUUCUCCAUCUCUCCCCCGCUGUUGCUGUUGCUGAUGCUUCGUCGUCUGAUGCUCCUGCUGCUGCAGGGAUGGGCAACACCAGCACGUAG
This is a messenger RNA of Closterium sp. Naga37s-1, 2655 nucleotides long. The record is from the annotation of a GenBank genome assembly. NCBI's taxonomy places the organism in Eukaryota, Viridiplantae, Streptophyta, Zygnematophyceae, Desmidiales, Closteriaceae.